GUAUGCUGACUUUUAGGUCUUCUGUACUCUCAUGACAUUUGUGAAUUGUGAUCCUUCAUUUAAAAAUACAAACUUGACUAUUCAUAUAUGAAUAGUCAGAUGACAUAAAUCAUCUGUUGUGACUUGUAAGCUAUUUAAGAAUAUAUUUAGCCAUAAAACCUCUUUAACUUAUGCUAAACAUGCAAUGAACGUAGCCUCCAUUGAGGAUAAACUUGCUAAUAAAUCAGAAAGAUCUACUUCAAUCGAAUUAUAUUACAACAGAAAAGCUAAGAAGUUACUCUUUCUCUUAAUAGGUAAAUGUGAGAAAUAAAAGAAUAUGCUCUUUUAUUUAAAUAACCUUAAACGCACAAUUUCAUUUGCAGAACCUUUAUUAAAUAAAUAUAGUAUAAAAUUGCUUAUCUAAAAAAUAUAUAUUAAUUGAUCUUAUGGAUUUCUUUCAUAUUACCAAUAAGUUAGAUAGGUUUUUAUAUAUUUCCUUUAUAAAAAUAUCUAAAUUUGUUAGCAAGUUUGAGAAUCUAAUAUUGAUUGAUAGUUGUUUAGAUACAUAUAAAUACUUAUUAUAAUCUACUAAUUUAGAGUUAUCCUUUUUAUAAAAUAAAUCCACAUAUAAACGCAUACACAAACUAUUCAUAGUUCAUAUAACCAAGCUAUGAAGAAUGAAAUAGAAGAGAGGUUUGAAGAUUGGAAAGGUAGAGAGGCAAUCCCUGGCAAACAUGGUGGGAUCGGACCGGCAUCUAUUGCUUGUGUUGUAGAGGUGAUGGAGAACAUAGUGUUCGUUGCUAAUGGAUUCAAUUUCGUUGAAUACUUCAUGAGUUCGAUGCACUAUUCACCAGCCACAGCAGCAAACAUGGUCACUAACUUUAUGGGAACAACGUUUUUGCUCACUCUUCUUGGUGGUUUUAUUGCCGAUUCUUUCCUUACUAAUUUCACAACUUUCAUCAUCUUUUGUUGCUUGGAACUCAUGGGAUUAAUCUUGCUGACAUUCCAAUCUUAUAGCCCCAAGCUCCAGCCUGAGAGUGAUAAAACACCCUCAACUCUUCAAGCAACGAUUCUUUUUACAGGACUUUAUGCGAUGGCUUUUGGUGCUGGCGGUAUCAAAGCCUCGUUGCCCACCCAUGGAGGCGAUCAACUUGACAGGGGAAAUCCAAGACUGAUCUCAAGAUUCUUUAAUUGGUUUUACUUCUCUAUAUGUUGUGGAUCCAUCUUGGCAGUAACUAUUGUGGUGUCAAUCGAGGAGAGCAAAGGUUGGUUUUGGAGCUUUACUAUCUCAGCCGGGACUCUAGCCCUUGCACUUCUUAUUUUCAUGGCAGGGUUACCGUUUUAUCGAUUCAAGUCUCCUACUGGAAGUUCAUUGACAAGGAUCACAAAAGUGAUUGUUUCUGCUGCACGAAACCGAAAUAAGUCUGAUUUGGAUGAGGAGAUGAUGCAAAGUCUUACCUCUACGGACGAGGGCAUUUCUCAUACCAAGUUGAAGUGUUUAGAUAAAGCAAUGUUGAACAAAAACAUCUCAGCAAUAGAAGUUGCGGAAACAAGAACAUUUUUGGGUCUCCUGCUAAUCUUUUUUAGCACGAUUGCUAUGAACUGCUGCUUGGCACAACUAUCGACUUUCUCGGUACAACAAGGCAUGAUCAUGGAUAGAAAACUCUUUGGUUCCUUCGAGAUCCCCGUGCCUUCUCUGGUCGUUAUUCCUCUACUCCUCGUGAUUUUAUCAAUACCUUUAUAUGACUAUUUCGGAAAAGGGAUCUCAUCAGACAUAUCACCAAGCUUCAAUUUAAAUCGCAUCCGACUUGGCCUAGCUCUCUCAUCUUUUUCGAUGGUGGUUGCAGCGAUUGUGGAAACGACGAGGAAAUAUGUAGCGGUUCAUUACGACUUCAAAAUAUCUGUUUUAUGGCUAAUGGUUCAGUAUCUGAUGCUAACUGUGGCUGAUACGUUGGCAUUUGGAGGGAUGCUAGAUUUCUUUUAUAGAGAAGCUCCAUCGAACAUGAAAAGUAUGAGCACGGCAUUGGGCUGGUGUUCGGCCGCAUUUGGUUUCUUCCUUAGCACAGCUCUUGUGGAGAUCACCAAUACGAUCACAGGUUGGCUUGGUCAUCAAUGGCUUGGUGGAGAAGAUCUCAACGAAACAAGUCUUGAAUUGUUUUAUGUGGUCCUUUUUGUUCUUAAUACUCUUAAUCUUCUUAACUAUAACUUCUGGACUAAGGGAUAUUAAGCGACACA
Messenger RNA from Brassica napus (rape), 2214 nucleotides. Its product is annotated as protein NRT1/ PTR FAMILY 4.2-like. NCBI's taxonomy places the organism in Eukaryota, Viridiplantae, Streptophyta, Magnoliopsida, Brassicales, Brassicaceae. Gene Ontology annotation, biological process: transmembrane transport. The transcript is spliced from 4 exons. The record is from RefSeq and is a predicted model, not a curated record. Gene Ontology annotation, molecular function: transmembrane transporter activity. Gene Ontology annotation, cellular component: membrane. The coding region runs from base 650 to 2206 and encodes 518 amino acids.